AUCAAAAUAGACCCUUUCGGUCUUCUUCCGUAGUUUUGAUACCGUAGCUUCUAGCAUCAUUGAAAGAUAUGACUAGUGUUCCUGCGAGUGAGAGACUGGUAUUGAUUGGAAAUAGACGUCUGAAAUAUGACAGCGAAGAAUUGCUGCCGUUGGUUGAUUCUUCAGAUCUCCUAGGUGACGGGGAUGCGCUGAGAAGAACACUAGAAAGUGAUGGGUACUUGCUCAUUCGAGGUCUGCACGACAGACAGGACGUUCUGAAUGCACGGUCAAGAGUGUUGCAACACAUCCAUGAUAGUGGGGAGGACAAACUCAAUAAUGCAUACCCAUUGCAAGAGGGUGUACUCAACCAUCGAUGUCGGGCUGGAUGCGUGCCAUUCAUGGAGGGUGCAAAUAGUUUAACUCAGUGCGAAUCUGUAAAGAGAGUUCUUGAAGGCAAAAGAGCUUUUGAUUUUUUCCGAACUUUAUUUGAAGAGGAGCCAAGAACAUUUGAUUACAAAUGGUUAAGAGCAAUGCACAUGGAAGGUUUUACUGGGGUGCACGUGGACAAUGUAUAUAUGGGAAGAGGAACGGACAAACUAUUAACAAUGUGGACGCCGUUUGAUGACGUCAUUAUAGAGAAGGGGACGUUAGCCGUCUGUCAGUCGUCACAUCGGCUGCCAUCAUUCCGUCACUUUCAAGAAACGUAUGGGAGUUUUGACGUAGAAGCUGGGGGACUUGAAGGAACAGGUUGGUUCACGAACGACCCUCUAGAAAUAACUCGUCAGUUCGGGGGUCAAUGGAGGACUGCCGACUUCCAAGCAGGAGAUGCGCUUAUAUUUACAGUGAGGACUGUUCACAUGUCGACAGUAAACACGACACACUUCGCACGCAUAAGUUGCGACACAAGGUGGCUUCCUAGCUCUCAUCAACCCGACCCGAGGUAUGUAGGAAAGAUAUCUCAGCCUGCUCCAAAGUUUGGUGUGCACGGAGAAGGGGCUGGUCAUAAAAGCAAUGGAGUAACGAUGGGUGAAUUGAAAAGAAAAUGGGGAUUUCCUGAGUUGUAAAUUCUCCACUAUUUAGAUUCAGUCGAGCUAUUUAAUCAAGUCCAAAUAUGUUAUUCAAAAAAACUAUGAACAACUUGCUAAACAACUUACGCUUAAGACGAUUGGUCGUUUCCGCCUGGGAUUUAAUAUACCAACAGUUUAGUCUUUACAUAAAAUAGGUAGUC
Molecule: messenger RNA, 1207 nt
Organism: Anneissia japonica
Lineage: Eukaryota; Metazoa; Echinodermata; Crinoidea; Comatulida; Comatulidae
Exons: 8
Coding region: 69-1043 (324 amino acids)
Source: RefSeq, a predicted model, not a curated record